GGCGGUGGGUGUUGAAGCUAAUGCUAGUUUAGCUCAUAUUUCUGUGGAGCUCCUGGUUUAUAUAUCUGUGUGUUUUUAGCGCUUUAAACCGGGUUAAAUACUGACGGUAAAUUAAGAAGGAUACCUUAUUAAUAGUAGAAGCGACUGGGAUUUAUCUGGGAGCUGUAGGAGAGCGCUAUGCCCCGCAGGAAGAGAACCGCUGGAAGCAGCUCGGACGGCACAGCAGACUCUGACGACUCGGCAGAGCCGGAGAAAACCGACAGCGGCUCCCACAGUGACCCCACAGUCCGCAGCAGCGCCAGACUGACCCGAGCAUCACUCCGCCUCAGCCAAAGCUCUCAAGAUGCCCCACCAGAUGUAAAGCAAAUAGAAAGGGAUGAGUCUCCACCCAGAACACCCACAGGAAACGCCCCCUCAUCUGAAUCAGACAUAGACAUCUCCAGCCCCAACGCGUCACAUGAUGAAGGUGCUGCCAAGGACCAUAAAGACUCAGGCAGCGACCCCUCCCACCGGCCAAAGCGCCGCCGCUUCCACGAGAGCUACAACUUUAACAUGAAAUGCCCCACUCCUGGCUGCAAUUCUCUGGGUCAUCUAACUGGGAAACAUGAGAGACAUUUCUCCAUAUCUGGCUGUCCCCUUUACCAUAAUCUGUCAGCAGAUGAGUGCAAGGUGAAAGCCACCGAACGUGACAAGCAAGAAGAUGAACGAAGUCAGACUCAUAAUGAGGAUAAUAGGCAUGCUACACGACAUCAGGCUCCUACUCCAAGACAGGUGAAGUAUAAGGAGAAAGUUCAGGAGAUAAGGAAGAGACGGGAUACUGGACUAACAAAGGAGCAGAAAGAAAAAUACAUGGAGCAUAGACAAACACAUGGAACGACUAGAGAGCCACUCCUGGAAAACAUCACAAGUGAAUAUGAUCUGGAGCUGUUCAGAAAAGCCCAGGCGAGGGCGUCGGAUGAUCUGGAGAAGUUACGCAUGCAGGGUCAGAUCACUGAGGGCAGCAACAUGAUAAAGACUAUUCUGUUUGGUCGCUACGAGUUAGACACCUGGUACCACUCUCCAUACCCUGAAGAAUAUGCUCGGCUCGGCCGCCUGUACGUCUGCGAGUUCUGCCUCAAAUACAUGAAAAGCCAGACUAUCCUGCGAAGGCACAUGGCCAAAUGUGUGUGGAAACAUCCCCCUGGAGAUGAGGUGUAUCGGCAAGGAGCGAUCUCGGUGUUUGAGGUGGAUGGAAAAAAGAACAAGAUCUACUGCCAGAAUUUAUGUUUAUUGGCCAAGCUGUUUCUGGACCACAAGACACUCUACUAUGAUGUUGAGCCCUUCCUAUUUUACGUGAUGACUGAGGCAGACAACACUGGCUGUCACCUAGUGGGUUACUUCUCAAAGGAAAAGAACUCCUUCCUCAACUACAAUGUCUCCUGCAUUCUGACCAUGCCACAAUACAUGAGACAGGGCUACGGCAAGAUGCUGAUUGACUUCAGUUAUCUGCUGUCCAAAGUGGAGGAGAAGGUGGGAUCUCCUGAAAGGCCUCUCUCUGACCUGGGACUCAUCAGCUAUCGUAGCUAUUGGAAGGAAGUGCUCCUGCGCUAUAUGUACAACUUUCAGGGCAAAGAUAUCUCUAUCAAAGAAAUCAGUCAGGAGACUGCUGUGAACCCUGUGGAUAUAGUCAGCACUCUGCAGUCGCUGCAGAUGCUCAAGUACUGGAAGGGGAAGCACCUUGUCUUAAAGAGACAGGACCUCAUUGACGAGUGGAAAGCUAAAGAGACCAAAAGAGGCACCAACAACAAGACCAUAGACCCUGGUUCACUGAAAUGGACUCCCCCUAAAGGAACAUGAACCAGAGCCUUGUCUCUUGUCUCUUACUCCCAUUUCAGUCUUUUACACCCUUUUUUAUUUUAUUUUCCUGAUUAAUUCUCAGCCUUCAGUGUUAUUUUGGUCUCUGUGUGGCCUUUAUGCUUCAGUCUCUUUUAGUGUUCUUUUAUAUAGUUGAAUUUGUACCUUCUCUUUUUGAGAAUCUGUUUCUCAGUUGAGCACACAUUUCAGUAGUCAGUGCUUCACUCCUACGUUCAUUAUCUAUUGAGGUUCUUUUCAAGCACAGGUAGGUAGGUGUCCUGGAGGAUGGCAGCACUGCAUAUAUACAGUAUAUUUGCUUUCACACCCAAGUGAAGUGAUAAAGGGCUUACUAAUCGCUGGUUUGUUGAAUCAGCUCCUCUUAAAUACGUGAUUAUUCAACAUUACAUACACAAAACAUUACAGAGCUGUGGACGUUUAGUAUUGGAAUUGGAUACCUUAGAAGAUUUUGGACUGAUGUUACCAAUUUUACAGAUUGAUGGCAUUUUUGUGAAUGUGAAUUGUGAGUUUACUGCAAUUAGAAUGGCAUUUGGAAUUUGGAAAUGGGCCCAUGAUUUUCUUUUCACUCAUCUAAAAGUUCAGGAUUUGUUUCUAGAUCAUUUUGAAAGUGAUCACAAUAAAAAAACAGUGCUCAUUUUGAUACUCA
Astyanax mexicanus (Mexican tetra) is the source of this 2497-nucleotide messenger RNA. RefSeq names its product K(lysine) acetyltransferase 7b (gene kat7b). Gene Ontology annotation, biological process: regulation of DNA-templated transcription. The transcript is spliced from 14 exons. NCBI's taxonomy places the organism in Eukaryota, Metazoa, Chordata, Actinopteri, Characiformes, Acestrorhamphidae. Gene Ontology annotation, molecular function: zinc ion binding; histone acetyltransferase activity. The coding region runs from base 178 to 1836 and encodes 552 amino acids. The record is from RefSeq and is a predicted model, not a curated record. Gene Ontology annotation, cellular component: nucleus.